CAGAGAAAUCCAGCUAUUAGAAUUUCAAGGAUCUUUUUCGCUUGUGAGGAUGAUCAAGGGUUUGAAGUUUUCCCGCAAUAAUGGGUCCGCAAUCCCUUGCGUGUUUGUGUGCGUGUUGGUGGAUGGAAACCGGAGCAUCUCCAAGUGGGUCUGCCGGACCGUGGAUAGUGGGUAGUGGCCGCUUCAUAUACAUGUUGAUCACGAAUCUGAUAACAAGCAAUUGCAGGAUAUCAACCCCGCUAUCUUGUUCUAACCUUCUCUUCUCUUACACUCUCUAUCUUGUCGCUGUAGAGCUAGACCUUGAAACGAGUAUCGUCCCCAACACUCUCUUCUUGAGAACUCAGGCCCUAAUUCUAAAACGCGCUAAGCCACGAUAGACCGUUCUAGGAAUGGCCCGCCAUUUAAAUGCUCUCCUUUACUGGGGUUGUCACCAAGCUAGUGAUGCGUGUGCUAGCGUG
Molecule: messenger RNA, 458 nt
Organism: Aspergillus pseudonomiae
Lineage: Eukaryota; Fungi; Ascomycota; Eurotiomycetes; Eurotiales; Aspergillaceae
Exons: 1
Coding region: 81-377 (98 amino acids)
Source: RefSeq, a predicted model, not a curated record